Molecule: messenger RNA, 321 nt
Organism: Eutrema salsugineum
Lineage: Eukaryota; Viridiplantae; Streptophyta; Magnoliopsida; Brassicales; Brassicaceae
Exons: 2
Coding region: 1-321 (106 amino acids)
Source: RefSeq, a predicted model, not a curated record
AUGAAAGGAAGGGCCUAUGUAAUGAUCUUCUUCUUCUGGGCUCUUCUCACCAUUAUCACCCCAAUGCUAGUUAGCUGGUCUCAGGCUCUCAAAGAACAUAAAACCAAGGACUCUGGUCCAAGACGAAUGAUGGGAUAUUCAGCAGAAAUGUACUCGACAAUAGAGUUUGUUGACCGGUUAGAAGAAGAAGAGAUGACGAUGGAGCCGUCGAUGGCGCCUACGCCUGAAGAUAGCCGUGUUUUGCCUUCGACAAAUCAAACUUUAAAGCUGAUAAAACAACAACAAGGAUCAAAACAUAAACAUCCUAUGAGUUUGCGAUAA